Rhinocladiella mackenziei CBS 650.93 is the source of this 2061-nucleotide messenger RNA. RefSeq lists its product as uncharacterized. Lineage: Eukaryota; Fungi; Ascomycota; Eurotiomycetes; Chaetothyriales; Herpotrichiellaceae. The transcript has a single exon. The coding region runs from base 1 to 2061 and encodes 686 amino acids. The record is from RefSeq and is a predicted model, not a curated record.
AUGGAUGACGCCCCUCCUCCAAAGAAGAAAUCUCGCUUCUUCAGCAACGGCAAAAGUAAGAUAGGCGGCAUUCUUCCUUCCAAGAAAGGCUCAGAGACAGACGACUCACCUCAGACGAAUAGCACUCCAUCUCUUCCUUCCAGCUCUAACAACAAAGCGAACUCAAACAAUUCUUCUCAUUCCCCAUCAGCAACCAACCCAAUCAUUGGGCAGGGUAGAUCUUCCCAUCGAGAAUCCCCUCGCCAGCUGCUCUCAGACAGUGAUGCAGAAACCGAUAUUGACGAGAGCGAAAAUGGCAAACAAGAUCGGGGCUGGGGCUCAAGAAGCGAUGAAGAAAAUACAAAACCUGCCAGCUCCACCUUAGCCACACCGGACCUGGAUAAGCUGAGCAUCAGAAACAAGCGAAGAGAUGGAGUUUAUGGCCUCGGAUCUCUUCUGCCACAACAGCAACCAAACUCCGGUCCCAGUCAACCACCACCACCUCCUCCAUUCCAACCAUCUCUACCAACGACACUCUACGUCGACAUGGACCGCGACGAGCAUGGCCGACUCCUACCAAACCCCCCUCCAUUCCCGCGAGACUUUGGUGGACUUGGCCCUGGUACUCGUGCUCAGCAACCACUAUCCGCGGCAUACAAUUACAGUACCACAAGAAAUCGAAUCGAAGCAAUGCGAUCCUUCCAACCAGCUCCAUACCUAGCGAAUCCCGAGUCCCUAGUCCCCGAACACCUGUACAUGUCUCCCCACCGGCUCGAACGCGCAAGUCGUCACGCCCGCAUAUCCUCGAAACGUAAGCGGCCCGAGAACAUCUUCCCGCCUCCACCGUACGUGUAUCAACGCACCAGCGAUCCCAACUUCAACAUCUUCAACGGCGUCCUCUUGUACCCGGAACUCGUCUUCGCCCUCGCCAGCGUCCUUCCCGUUAAGGAUCUCAUCAGCCUGUACGCAAUCAGCCGAGACUUUCACACGAUCCUCGACACGCGCUUCACGACAGUCGUCCUCACUCAGGCCAUGAACAAAGCGCCUGAGAGCGCCCGCACAUUCGUCUUUCGCAGCUACUCGCGACUCAGCCGAACAGACCCGGCUACGCAGAUCCCACACCCUCGCGCGGCCUUAGCUGCACGCCACGUCCCCCGCUUGAUCCCCUCGUUCCGCUGGCUCAAGAUGAUCAUCCACCGCGAGAAAGUCGUGCACGAAAUCAUGGCCGUGUUUGCGGAAGACGGCAUCCCCUUACCGUUCCGCUGCCGCCUCGCGCUCAAGCGGCUCUGGUACCUGCUUGACGUGCCCGAUAACGCGCGCCGCAUCGGGCUCGUGCACAAUCGACGUCUCCUCACGGACCUCGACAUUUUCUUUGCCAUGUGCUUCUUCGUCAAACUCGACAUGCGCCUCAACGACCCAGUCGCCAGCGAAAAACACGACGAUAUGCGCAAACUGCUCAUGUCGCAGAAAAGCCUGACGACAGUCCUGCGUGUCCUCCGUCGCGAUCUGUGGACGACCCGCUUGGACAUACUCCGCGAGUGGGUCAAGCUCAAGUACACGCCAGCCGAAGACGAGCAGGGCCUGAGUAUCUUCGGCAUCCCACCCGAGCAGGUCGGCAGGGGCAGACUCGAGUACUGGGGCGAGCGGACCGCCACACAACUAGGGCGCGAGCCCGAAAUCCUCCUUCGGCCAGACCAGCUGAUUAUUCGUGAAGCCAUACGGCGGCGCAUGACGUUUAAGAAGAUGUACAUCCGAUUCAUGACCUACGGGUACGUAAGGCCUGAUACGCUUGUGGACUAUGCACCGCGCCAGUACGGGCGACGUAUCGUCGAACUCGAGGACGAGUAUGAGAUUGACGACACGGUCGGAGGUGUGGCGGCAUUGGGCGUCGGCGACGAGGGGUAUGACGAAUUACUGGACCUCGGACCCACGAGAAAUGGAAGUCAGUACACAAUUGUCAAAGAGGAGACUAGUGAGAAGGACAAAGAGAUGAGGAAGGAGCAGGAAGGGUUUUUGAAGUGGUGCCUUGCGUGGUGGGAGCGUGAAGCGAAGGGGUUGGCUCCGGACAUGGAUCUCGGUUGA